Messenger RNA from Aphanomyces astaci, 5637 nucleotides. RefSeq lists its product as hypothetical. Bases 1 to 5637 code for a protein of 1878 amino acids. Gene Ontology annotation, molecular function: catalytic activity. The record is from RefSeq and is a predicted model, not a curated record. Lineage: Eukaryota; Oomycota; Saprolegniomycetes; Saprolegniales; Verrucalvaceae. The transcript is spliced from 8 exons.
AUGGGCGACUACCUUCUCACGCGGUCCAAUCUCGCAAUUCCGAUCCAACAAGCCAUCAUGGUCCUGGCAACAUCCACCCGUUGGAUGUCUUCACACUUCCCUGCUACUCCGCCUAACUCAGCCGAAUGGCAGCUCCGUGGUAUCUCCAUCAACGCCAACGGAAUAAACCAUCUACACCGCUCACUAUUCUCAACACUCGCUUCCAAAUUCUCACUCAUUGCUCUACAAGAAACCAAGUUCACAUCGCACGCCAACCUACUCAAAGCCAACCACCAUUGGCACACGACAGAUGCGUAUGGAACUGCAUUUUGGUCACACACGCACUCCCCAACCUACGACGGGCACAACGGAGUCGGCUUGCUCCUCACCAAUGCAUGUCCUAUCGACGAUCCCGUCGAUAUUACAUCCGACCAUGUCGUUCAAGACUCACCACUCCAAAACCGCUAUCUGGUCGUCCAAGGCACGCUUGAAGAUGUCUGCAUUUACAUUCACGUGCUCUACGCGCCAGCCCAACCUCAAGACCGACCAGCAUUUUACCAAGCACUACCCAGAGCUUUCCCCGACAAUGCUAAACACAUUGUUUGCGGUGAUUUCAACACUGUUCUGGGCCCACUCGACACGGACGCAACUGCAAGCACAUCGGACCCAGGCCGAGCCCCGCUUAUGGAUUGGCAAAUUGCUCUGCAACUAGUCGAUCCUUGGCGCAUCCAACACCCGACCGCGAUGGAAUAUACAAGUCCACAAUCCAAUCGUCGCAUCGACAUGGCGCUGGUUAGUUCCCACAUAUUUGUCAACAACGUCCGCCGCAUCAAACAUGCACACGGGAUGAAGUGGCACAACUCCGACCAUGUUCCGGUCAUUUUUGACAUCAGCACUCGAACAUGGUCCCCAAGAAACAUAUCCAAACCAUGGCGCUGCCCCACCUGGUUACUCGCACUUCCACAAGUCAAGGAAUACCUCUGCGGAAGCCUCGCCACACUCAUGGACACAUUGUCUGGUCACUCAAUUCCCAACUACAACCCUGGUUGUCUUCUGGACGAAAACAAGCGAUCAGACAGUAUCUACCUUAGAGAAGCCUACGCUACUCACCACAACACCACUCAAAGGCGCCUGCAUGAUUUGCUCCUGGACGCACGGCUUAAAGAAGCUGAUUCGCGAAGAAGGCCUUCGCCAGAAGCACUCAAGGCGUACAAAUCAGCACAAACCUUAUAUGAAAAGUACUACGCGUCGGUCAAGGAAUCUCAAAAGCAAAGUCGUUUCGAUCAAAUCUACACAGCGAUGAACGAAGCUCGAAGGAAUUCCUACGGCCCCCCACGCAAUCCUGCCACCAAGCACGACUCCCAAUCCUCCGUACUGGCCAAGACCACACGCCGACUCACGACAACGCAGCGUCGUUCGAUGGAAGCACCGCUUACGGCUAACGAAUUCUACUUUGCGAUCACCAAAUCGGCCCGCAACAAAGCACCCGGCCCAGACGGCUUGCCGAUCGAGUACUACCUCACCGACCCUCACAACUGGGCGCGUGUCUUCGAAUUUCAACGCCGGGCACACCUUUCGCUUCUCUACAAAGCUGGUGAACGACUCGAACCUGGCAACCAUCGACCGCUCACGCUUCUGAAUUCGGAUGCUAAGCUGGGCCCCAAGAUUAUGUCGUAUCGACUGGGCAAGACCUUACCAACCAUCCUCCACGAAGAUCAAAAUGGUUUUGUCCCUGGCCGACCCAUCCAGCAAGCCCUGUUCGAGUUCACAUCGAUCCAACAAUACUGCAAACUGAACGACGUCACGAGUGCAGGGGCAGUGCUCCUCGACUUCGCCAAGGCAUUUGACAGCGUACUAUGGGAAGUAUUGGAUGAAGUUCUACGCCACUUCAACUUUGGCCCGACCUUUCGAGCAUGGAUCAAGACCUUCUACAACAAUACGCUGAUUUACAUCCUUAUCAACGGCAAGCCCCUUGAUCCGUUCGAACUCGGAGCAGGCGUACGGCAAGGUGAUCCAUUGUCUCCUGGGCUAUUUGUGUUAUUCAUCGAACCGAUGCUCAAUUACAUCCGUUUUCACCUGCCUGGGAUCACGAUCGACCGGACGAAGCAUGCGACGAUAGCUUUUGCCGACGACUGCACCGGAAUCCUGGCAGAUCUCAACGACACUCCUCGAUUUCUCGACCUAGUCGAGGAUUUCUGCAAAGCCACCGGUAUGCGCCUCAAUAGACGGAAGACGCAAGUGCUACCAUUCAUUCCAUGGCGCGACCAAGCCCUACCGAGCCGUCUGGCUUCUUUGGGCAUCAACAUCACACCAAACUCGGGUCACUGCAAGCUCCUGGGAGUUUUCUUCGGCCCAAAUGUAUCACACGACCGUCGUUUGGACCAUUUGCUACCCCUGGUUCAUCAGCGAUGUCUGUUGUGGCGACACCGAGCUCGAACCAUCCAUGGGCGUGUUGUUCUGCUCCGAACAAUGAUCCUGCCCCUGAUAUGGUAUACCACAACCGUCACCUGCACACCUCUGGACAGUCUCAACCGUUUCUCACCACUACUGCUGGACUUCCUGAACAAGAAAACCACGGUAGAACUCCCGGACAGAGCCGCGAAAGGCAUCUUGGCCAAGGAAUGGUACACGGUACCUCGAACGAAGGGCGGCCUCGGCCUCCCCACGCUAUCAGCCACCACACGCAGCCUCCAGCUCAACCUUUUCUUUGGCGGUAUUCGACAAAUACGGCAACAUCCAGGCAAAACACCCAAGUGGUUAAAUCCAGCCAUAACGCUGUUCAGUCAAGCACUUGUUGGCCAUGGCUGUGGUAUGGACAUCUUGUAUUUACACCUCCGCCAGCCGGCGCGCUUUGGCAUGGGUUACUAUGGCCGGAUACUCGGGCCAUAUCUUCACCAAGUGCUUUGCACAUGGAACCAAGCAACGACGGUUCCCUCGGUGGCUACAAUGAACAUGUUGGACCUCUUCCACAUUCCUUUCUGGAUCACUCCAAGCUGUACGACGACUCAACAGCCUCUGAGAACACUCACGAAGACGGCAGGCCUAUUCAAGGCACUCCAAAGUCCACUGGCGCACUUAUGGGACUUUGUCCAGGGCGGAUACAACCUACCCACCGCAUUUACCGAUGCUCUAUUUUGGUUAGCACCAUCUCGCACAGCACUGAUGGCGGGCACAGCCAUCGCACGACAUCUGGAGCCGCUCACUGCUCGUAUCCUGGACAUCCCAAGCGGCCCAACCCCUGUUGAGAGCAUCACAGCCUUUAAAAUACGCAAACAGCUCCACCAAGUCCAACCCCCGUCGAUCCAACUAACUCGGCUUGGCGUCCAUCGACAAGCCAACUGGCCCCAAGUCUGGCAAAGAGAGCUUUCCCUAGACCGGCACCUACUCCCCAUUUUCGGCGAUAUCAAGUUCCGACUACAACAUAACGCCCUGGGUUUUUUGUACAAGUUUGCAUGGCGCCAUGGCUAUACGAACUGCGUGCACGGCUGCGACACACCCGAAACCGCCAUCCACUUGUUUUGGGACUGCCCCCAUGCCGAACGAAUUUGGAAGCGCUACCUCACGCCCUUGGAAUUUAUCUUCGGUCGACUCGGUUGGCAAGACAUUUUAUUCACCGACUCUAUCCACCUCAAGGAAGAAUUCAAGACGCAACCUCAAGAUGGCUUCUUCGUACUGCUACACUUCGUACGGGCUAUCUGCUUUCGCCAACUGUGGCUCCAACGAAACCUGCUACUCUACAACGAAGCAUUCUCUGACACCUUGGCCCUCGAUGCGGAAAUUCAAGCGUAUAUGUGGCUACACAUACAAGCUCACUUCAAACGCAUCGACGGUCAAGACAAGCGGAAAUACAAGCGAUUCUACGACAUUCUACGGCGGGGCGGCGAUCUGCGACUCCGACACCCCCCGACAAAACAACUACCAACUGGUCAAGCUGCUCCACCGAAGGGUCCUGUAUGUUUGCUCAAGACCCCCAAGGAAGUCGUCAAGCGCGGUAGCCACAACCACACACAGCCAUCAGCAGGACGCAAGCAACACCGGACACAUGCCCAACUACCACCCAAGGAAGCAAUCCAGACAAGCGCCCAGCAACCACCUACAACCGUCAUCCGGCACGAAGGUGAUGACAUUGCUGCCAACACCUCCGACAUCAACAGACCAACUUCUAUGGAAGCCGACCAACAAUCGAAAUGGCAUUUUCGCGCUGAAGACCCGCCCAACAGCCCCCCAUCGACGGUAGUCAUCGUGGAUGGGGGGCUGUUGGGCGGGUCUUGCCAUCUGUUCCGUAUCCGAUUGUACCCCGGCUUGCCCAACCGCUUUCUGAGUCCGUCCGUGCUACGCUACUCUCCCACCACCGACCGCCAUGUCCAAACCGACCAAGCCCAAGGGCAAACCGAGCCCUUGGGUCUGAUUCCACCAAUGGAUUUAGCGGCAAUCAACGCCAAACGCGAUGCUUGGUUUGCCACCCAUGACCCGCCGUUCAUCUCCCGUCCCAGCGAUGCCGAACUCGACAUUGCCAUCGACGCCCUGAUGGCCGCCAAUCUUACUGGCGACCCCAGUGAUCUGCGCUCGCGCGCACUCCUCCGUUGUCCUACCAAGUCCGCGGAGAACCACACGAUGUGGAUUCCAGCGAUGAAGCUCUCGUUGACCCUCCCGUUGGCGUCCAUCCUACAAUCUCUCGGUUCAUCCAGCAUGCCUGCGAUUUGGACCAACAACAGCGACCAACUACGCAACUUUACUGUCGUGCGCGGCCAAGGCAUCCGUUUUGAUUGCAUCGAUGCGUCAACAUGUGCUAAGUUGUCGAACCUGCAACUCACGAUCUGCGACGAAGUCCACAAGGUCUCUUCGUUCUCGCGCCACGGCACGAAGUAUUUCGUGGAAAUCAGCCGCCUCGACCCGGACGUAUCCGACGAGAUGAUCUUCGACCAUUUCUUUGCGAUGGGCUGCCAGCCCUUGGAUGUCCGCCCGGCAGUCAACGUCGGAAGUAUGACCUCUCGCAACCGUGUGGUGCACUUCAACUAUGCGAAAAUCCCACCCAUGCUGUUGGACACAGCUGGGAAAAGUGUACGUGAAGUAUGGUUCGGUCAAGAAGAACUCCCUGCUAUCCUGAACCACCGGGACAGGAAGUACAACAAGCAUCUACCGCCUUCCAUUGCGGCCCGCCAGACCAAGCCCACGGCGCCAGCGACCGCGAAGCCGAAUCGCAAGACUAACCCGAGCGUCCCGGAUGGUCCCAUGGAAUGCUUGCCUUUCUCAGUGGGCAUGCAAGACCUGGCUCCUAGCUUUACAGCCGGUGCCAAUUCGUCACCCUUGGUUUGCACCCGACCCCAACCAUCUGACCCGCCGCAUGAGUGGUACACCAAGAUCAAGGCGCAGUGCAUUCCUGGCUUUGUGGCGCCCGCGCCUGCAGACUCUCACAUCUAUAUCGAACCGAAGACCGCGUUCGAGGACCCAGUUAACGGCGUUCAAUCAUGGUCGAUCUCGCUUUUCAACCGCUUCGAAGCCCUAACAAGCGGAGAAGAAGGAGCCAUCCCACAAGAUAUCGACAUCCGUAUCCUUCCCGUGAUGGAGGAUUCACCCCGCCCGCUAUCGGCAUGUCUACCAAUGCCAGAGUGGUACUCGACCCUGCAGUCAUGUCUCUCGCAUUCGUACAAGGUCUAA